Aspergillus fijiensis CBS 313.89 is the source of this 1392-nucleotide messenger RNA. RefSeq names its product KamA family radical SAM protein. The transcript has 4 exons. Gene Ontology annotation, molecular function: catalytic activity; iron-sulfur cluster binding. The record is from RefSeq and is a predicted model, not a curated record. Lineage: Eukaryota; Fungi; Ascomycota; Eurotiomycetes; Eurotiales; Aspergillaceae. The coding region runs from base 1 to 1392 and encodes 463 amino acids.
AUGACUCUCUCCUCACGCACUGCGAAGUCGAGCGUUGGAAAGGUGCGAUGGUCAUCGGUGGUCAGCAGCCCUCAGUUCCAUCCAUCGCCCACGGGGAAUUGGGAAUACUGGCGCAAGGUGCCCGCCUGGAUGGAUGUAUCUCGGAACGAGUUUUUGAACUACAAGUGGCAGAUGCACCACUCGCUGCAGAACACCCCGUCUCUGCUUGCCUUUCUGUCUGGAGUCCUUCCGCCCCAAGUCACAGCACCGUCGGGUCACGGAGAAAUCACUCGUGACGAGGUGUUGAAUGAUGUGGUGACCGGACUCAAGAAGGCACCGAUGGCUACUCGACUGACACCCCACAUUCUGGCGCUGAUCAACUGGGACGAGGUCUACUCCGAUCCAAUUCGACGCCAAUUCAUCCCAGUUGGCUCCUCGUACCAGCCCGACCAUCCCAAGCUCACCCUCGACUCGUUGAACGAGACGCAUGACUCACCAGUGAAAGGCCUGGUUCAUCGCUAUCCUGACAAGGUGCUGUUUCUGGCCAGCUCUGUGUGUCCGGUCUACUGCCGGUUUUGCACCCGAUCCUACUCUGUAGGGGCGCAAACUGAGUCGGUCUCCAAAAAGCGAUUUCUCCCACUCCGAAAAUACUGGGAGCCGAUGUUUGAUUACAUUGCGCAGACCCCAGCCGUGACCGAUGUCGUCGUCUCCGGGGGCGACACCUUUUUCCUUGAGCCACAGCAACUGCAAGAAAUCGGCGAGCGACUCCUGAGUCUGGAAAACGUGCGACGGAUCCGCUUCGCGAGCAAAGGACUGUCUGUCUGCCCGUCACGCAUCCUGGACCCAGAUGACGGAUGGGCCAAUACGCUGAUCGCCCUCAGCGAGCAGGGCCGGGCGCAAGGCAAGAGCAUCGCCCUACAUACGCAUUUCAACCACCCGCAAGAGAUCUCCUGGAUCAGCGAGCAGGCUGCGCAGCACCUCUUCCGUCAUGCCGUGACGGUUCGAAAUCAGACUGUCUUACUGAAUCGGGUCAACAAUGACGUCCAUACCAUGAAGCGAUUGAUCCGGACGCUGGCAGACAUCAAUGUCCAACCGUAUUACGUAUACCAGGGGGACAUGGUACGGGGGGUGGAGGAUCUCCGGACCCCCUUGCGCGACAUUCUGCACCUCGAAUCGCAGAUCCGCGGCACGAUCGCCGGCUUUAUGACCCCCUCCUUCGUCGUCGACCUUCCCGGUGGCGGUGGCAAGCGGCUGGCGCAAACUUAUGACAGCUACGAUCCCUUGACGGGCGUGUCCAGAUUCACAGCCCCGGGGGUCAAAGGGGACACUGUACAUGAGUACCAUGACCCCAUGUGGUCCUUGCCUUCAGCAACAGAGGAGACAAGCACGGAGAAGGUAGAUUCUAGCUCGUAA